AUGUCUUUUUUUGACAAUUUACCAUGUGGUGAAUCAGUUGCUAAAUCCUCUUCAGUUUUAAUUUCGAUUAAUCGAUUGUUUGUUAUACACGAAAACUGCUGCCGAAAUUCGCUACAAAGAACCGCUUUCCACAAAAUCCUUAGCGGCAAAUCAUAUUCUUCAACCGUGCAGAGGUUAUGAUUUAAAGAGGACCAUGGGUGAACCCAAAGCAGCAUUAAACAACACUUGCAAGACUGUGGGGCUACGUUAUCGUUUCCUAUACGAAAAUGUUGGUGGCGGUGAACCGGAACUUAAGUUUGAGGCCCACCCUGUCAUCGAACUUGAAGUGGAGCUCCCAGAACCUGCUGAGCGAGAAGUCGAACUUAAACCUGAAGAUGUCGUGUAUACUGAUGAUGUUGAAUAUCUAAGAAGCCUAGAUCCCAAGGAAUGGAAGUCCCAAGACCACUACAAAGUACUAGGUAUAGAAAGUUUGAGAUUUAAAGCAACUGAUGAUAUUAUCAAGACAGCUUAUCGCAAAAAAGUUCUAAAACAUCAUCCUGAUAAAAGGAAAGCAUUAGGAGAGGAAAUCAAACCUGACGAUGAUUAUUUUACUAAUAUCACUAUGGCUAACGAAACUUUAGGUACAAUACAGAAAAGACGAGCUUAUGACUCAGUUGAUCCAGAAUUUGACAAUAAUAUUCCCACCAAUGCUGAAAUCAAAAAAGACUUUUUUGAAAUUUUCACUUAUUAUUUUAACCUAAACGCUCGUUGGUCUGAGAGAUCCAAAGUACCUAAGCUUGGAAACGAGAAUUCCACCAGAGAAGAAGUUGAAAGAUUUUACUCUUUUUGGUAUGAUUUUAAAUCUUGGAGGGAAUACUCAUAUGAAGACGAAGAAGACAAAGAAAAGUGUCAGGACAGAGAUGAAAGAAGAUAUGUAGAUAAAUUAAAUAAAGCAGAAAGAUUAAGAAAAAAGAAAGAAGAAAUGUCAAGAAUAAGAGCAUUAGUAGAUUUAGCUUACAAUAAUGACCCCAGAAUAGCCAAAUUCAAACAAGAGGACAAGGAUAGGAAAUUAGCAGCAAAACGAGCUAAGCAAACAGCUGCUCAACAAAAGAAAGAUGAAGAAGAGAGAAUCCUUAAAGAAGCUCAACUAGCAAAAGAACAAGCUGAAGCUGCUGAAAGAGCUAGAAUAGAAGUUAAAAGACAAGAACGUGAAGUUAUUAAAAAAGCUCUUAAAAAAGAACGCAAGCAGCUUAGAGAUAUGUGUAAAUCAAAUAAAUAUUUCACGGACGAUAGUGAUAAAAAUCUACGUUAUAUAACAACAAUAGAAGCGAUAUGUGAAAACCUAAGUGUAGAAGCAUUAGAGGAACUUAAUAAAAAUAUUAAAAACAAUGGCAAAACAGCAUUCCUAAAGGCCAUACAGGAUUAUGAAAAAAAUGUAGAAAAAGAACGCCAAGCUGUUUUAAAUGCUGGGAAACAAAAGAUUGCAGAAGAAAAAAAUAGUGCUAUUAUUAAAAUAGCACCUGAAUGGAACGAAGAAAAUUUACAAUUAUUGGUGAAAUCUGUGAAUCUAUUUCCUGCAGGAACAAAUCAAAGAUGGGAAGUUAUUGCUAACUUUAUUAAUCAACAUGGAGUUUUCAAGCCAGAUAGCAGUAAAUUCACAGCAAAGAUUGUUUUAGCAAAAGCUAAAGAUCUCCAGAGCACAGACUUUUCUAAAAACAAUCUUAAAGAACAAGCCAAUAAAAAAGCCUUUGAUACAUUUAAAAAAGAUAAAAAACCUGUUUUAAAUGUUGAUGAAAGUGGAAUUUCGAAGAAAAUGGAAGAAGUGACUCUUAAUGGCAAUGUUACAAAUGGCAUUAGAAAGGCCUCAUUAAAAGAGGAAGUAAAAGAAGAUACUCUUAACAAUAAAGAAACAAAAGAACAAACCAAUAAGACAGAAAAAUUUGUUUCAUUUGACAAGCUCCCCUGGACAACAACAGAACAGCAACAUUUAGAGCAAGCUUUAAAAACAUAUCCUGCUUCGACUCCAGAAAGAUGGGAAAGAAUAGCUGAAUGCAUACCAAAUCGUAGUAAAAAAGAGUGCAUGAAACGUUACAAGGAACUGGUGGAAACUGUAAAAGCAAAGAAAGCAGCCCAGGCGGCUGUCGGUGGAAAAUAAGUGAUAACUAUUUAGUAUUGAACUACCUAAAUUAAUUUUGUUUAAUUGGAACUGGUUGUAUUGCUAACCAUGUAAUUAUGUAAUCUGACAAAUUUGUUUGUUUCAAAUAAAAUUUCGAUUUUUUUUCCUCAUGCAUAUGUGUGUUUUAUUUAAUAAUUAUCAUGUACUGCUCUUUUAAAAUUCUGAA
Messenger RNA from Ceutorhynchus assimilis (cabbage seed weevil), 2321 nucleotides. Lineage: Eukaryota; Metazoa; Arthropoda; Insecta; Coleoptera; Curculionidae. The record is from the annotation of a GenBank genome assembly.